CCUAUGACAAUAUUGGUCUAACUUGUUUAUCCUACAAUGUACGCACAUUGUUCACGAACUCUGAGUAUGUUAAAGAAUACUGUAAUAAGAGUGCAAGUGAUCAUGUGCAUGCUUAUUCAUGCCUCAUUGCCCACCAGUGCAGCAGUCCCUCUUCCUCCGUAGUCCGCGCUCCACGUUAGAACCCGACAGCCCGCCAAACCUUGAGUUGGUCCUGCAGCAUCUCCGCUCUCCCUGUUCUGGAAGAGGUGACGACGGAUACUCCCUGACGUUUCUCUUCAUAAACACUAAGGUCAUCUCGCCUCUCAGCAUGGUGCCUUCACGCGGCCGCAUGCAACUGGCCCUCGCCCUCGUCCUCGUCCUGGCUAUGCUUUCCCCAGCAGAAGGAGGGUGUCGACGAAGCAGCGAGAUCGAAUGUCGGAGUGGCGGGCAGUGUAUUUCAAGAAACAAUAUUUGUAACAAUGCACGAGAUUGUUCGGACGGUUCGGACGAGGACAUUAGACUGUGUAAGCUAUGGCCGCCGAUGAGUGACCACUGCCGUCAUAAUCCUGCCAGUACCUUCUAUUAUGUUGGAGGGUGUCAGACAGCAUAUUACUUGUGUCAGAACAGCGGACAAAGCAGUGACAUAGACUCCAGAAUUUGUAAGAUCAUUCUUCAAGCAAAACUGGAUAUGAAGGAGCUGGAUGGUAUGAACAUGAGCAGUGGGGUGAUCUCCUUGCUGAACUCAGCUGUUAAUUCCACCUUGAAUCACAAGAUGCAAGACUGUCCCAUGCUGUACGUCCCCAUCGGAAAUGAUUGUGUCUCAAUCUUCUCACCAGCCAAGAUACCGUGGGCAGAGGCUCGACAGUUUUGUCUUAGCAUCUACGGUGACCUGUGGCAUGCAAAGGAUUUUGAAAGUUAUGGCCGCCUAAUGGAGUACAUGAGAGAAGCAAAAUUGACCUCUAAUUACUGGAUUGGUGGACGCUACGAUAUUGCUACGAAUGCAUGGUCAUGGACGACAGACGACUCUGCCAUGCCCCUUGGCGCUCCAUUCUGGUCGAUGAAGUAUGAGAGCUCCUGCGUGCCAAGGGGGCCUCCACACACCGACCCAUACUCCGCUCCGCCCGCAGCUCUACCUGGGGCUCCCUGUUAUCAAGCCGUCUUAUCUCCAAAACAAAGAUCUCCGGGCUGGUGUUCUGCAAUGACAUACGAACACUUCUAUUACUGGUCUGACGAGAUGUGUGAUGGAGCCUUCAGCCCACUGUGCAUCUUCACUGGACCCGCUGUCGCCCGCAAUGAGAAUGAAUCCCAUUAGAAAGGGACUAAUUUCCUCACAGCAAUGUCAUCAUCCACAGCCUACUGACAAGCUUAUUAUAUUCUUGAUCUUCUCCUCUUCGCAACACAAGUAAAAUUGAGCAGCAAAGAGUACUUUGCUACAACCAUGAUCAAGAGAAACAGAUCUUGGUCGCAACGGUUAUUGGAACUAGGAUCGGGAAGCAGUUGCUUUGCCUUGACCUAUCUGAGCGGCGGCUUUGCGGACAGUGACAUCGUGGCAUAUUCAUUGUAAAGUUAAUGCAACUAUUGGGUGGAGUGUGCUUUUCACUCGCUGUUAGUGAAGAGGUAAAGGAAGUAUUUUGUGAAGCUGUUUUCAAGAUACUGAAAUUUGUAUUGAAUAAAAGGCAUUGACAAGUACUGUGUGAAAUGCUCUCAUUGAGGUAAGCUGUCACUCAUGCAUGGUCUAGCGAUAGACGUUUCAGUGUAAUUUAUCUUUGCUCACCUUUUGUUAUUACCGUUUUGUCCGGCGUCAUUAGAGUUGGCAGUGACUGACGGACUCAAACAUUUCGGUGUAAAUUAUUACCCAUAGAAAUGAAGCUGCAAUUCCUAAAUGUCCAUACUACAUCAAUGCACUUUGAAACGGUUAUUUGGGAAAUAUAUAUCAAAGAACAACGGUACAACCAAACCACCGGUAAAACAAGAAUGAAACGUAAUAAUUUCUAGAAACAUAUUGCAUUCUGCUUUAACGGCUUCUGUAGCUCAGGUGUUACUGAACUUGCGCAGAGUAGAUGUUUUGAACUCCGAAGAGCUGCCACUUGUGUUUGUGGAGUCUGGGAUGUAUCUAGCUAAUGCAUGAUAUAACGAUGAAGCUAAAUAAAAGCUUUCUAGAAUUAAAGAUUACGUCAGCAAACGAA
Messenger RNA from Scylla paramamosain (green mud crab), 2165 nucleotides. RefSeq lists its product as uncharacterized. The transcript is spliced from 10 exons. NCBI's taxonomy places the organism in Eukaryota, Metazoa, Arthropoda, Malacostraca, Decapoda, Portunidae. The record is from RefSeq and is a predicted model, not a curated record. Gene Ontology annotation, molecular function: protein binding. The coding region runs from base 119 to 1291 and encodes 390 amino acids.